Molecule: messenger RNA, 522 nt
Organism: Colletotrichum tamarilloi
Lineage: Eukaryota; Fungi; Ascomycota; Sordariomycetes; Glomerellales; Glomerellaceae
Exons: 2
Coding region: 1-522 (173 amino acids)
Source: RefSeq, a predicted model, not a curated record
AUGGCGGAUGCAAAGAAGCCGUUCCUGACGCCUGAUCAGGUGAGGACUGCGGCUCUUACCUACGUGGAUAUUUUGGAGAAAAGUAUCACCAACGGCGCUGCCAUCGCCGGAACCGUGACGUUUCUUCUGAACGGAGGUGUCUCGUUCAGAAUUCGGGUUAACGCGCCAAGCGGCAGCCGUCAAAAAGAGAACUGUAAGGAGUUCAUCCUUGCUGUACUAGCUCACAUUGUCCACUGGAAGCUGCAGGGGCAAAAUCAGGGAAAAGCCGACCUUGUGCUACUGCCUGAAAAGCUGAAGGAAAUCAUGCUAAGCGACUCGCUGGAUUACGCCAAGUUCAAGGCGUAUUUCACAAACAGAGCGAAGAUUCCUGUUGUGGGUCUGAAGGGCGUUAGCGAAAACCUCACCACCGAUGAAAAUGUGCUUCCUUGGCUCCAGACUCAUCGGUUUGAGAGGGGCCUGGAAGAAAUCAAGGUGGAGGUACCCGGGUCGUUAUGCAAUCGACAGAUCCGCCUCUUGCUUUAG